AUGCCGCUCACCCCCGAGGAGGGCCGCGCCGGCGCCAAAGAGAUCGUACGUCCGGAUAUCCAGCAGGGCGUCGGCGGGUACCUCAUACCCGAGUACCUGGAGGUCGAAGACGAGGUCCUGACCAUCUACGUGCAGGAUGUGCUGGGGAUGACGGACGGCGCCUUCGCGGCGGGCCGCGACGCGGGCGCGUUCUGCAGGCACUCGCUGAAGCAGGGCGUUUUCUGCACUGUGCUGCGCAAGUUUGUCGACAUUCGGACCGAGGCGGCGGAGCGCUGCCCGCUGUUCUGCGAGGUCAUGGCCGAGCGGGCCGGCGCGCUCGACGCGCUGGCUGCGAAGGCGGAGGCGGACGGAAGGCACAGGCGCGCGGUGUACCUUGUGGAGGGCGCUGAGCAUCUGCGUCGGGAUAUUGGGGAUGUCAAGGCCGAGAUGGCGGAGCUGGUGCGUGCCUACGGCACGUUUGAUAAGAUGCCUGCUGUGGUAGACGACGAGGACGAGCAGGCCGCGCUGAAGAAGGCGUGGGACAAUUACGGCAAUCUGAAGAUUGCUAUUCGCGAGAUGGCUAACUUUUUGGAGUUUGGUGAUAAUUGGGGCCACUAG
Lasiosphaeria miniovina is the source of this 597-nucleotide messenger RNA. RefSeq lists its product as uncharacterized. The record is from RefSeq and is a predicted model, not a curated record. Bases 1 to 597 code for a protein of 198 amino acids. NCBI's taxonomy places the organism in Eukaryota, Fungi, Ascomycota, Sordariomycetes, Sordariales, Lasiosphaeriaceae. The transcript has a single exon.